This is a messenger RNA of Fusarium odoratissimum NRRL 54006, 2969 nucleotides long. RefSeq names its product beta-1,4-N-acetylglucosaminyltransferase. NCBI's taxonomy places the organism in Eukaryota, Fungi, Ascomycota, Sordariomycetes, Hypocreales, Nectriaceae. Gene Ontology annotation, biological process: dolichol-linked oligosaccharide biosynthetic process. The transcript has 3 exons. Bases 123 to 749 code for a protein of 208 amino acids. Gene Ontology annotation, cellular component: extrinsic component of endoplasmic reticulum membrane; UDP-N-acetylglucosamine transferase complex. Gene Ontology annotation, molecular function: hexosyltransferase activity. The record is from RefSeq and is a predicted model, not a curated record.
GCCAUAGCUUCCUCUUACACGAACCGGCCUACCUACCCUAUUGCGGAAGAACGGUAUAGCUUAAGACUUUGAAUCAACAACUCAUCUGACUUUCUUUCUCCUCUACUGGUUUUCUCGCGGGUAUGGAGGGGCCUCGUCUCGAUCGUGUGUGCCUCGUCACGGUUGGUGCGACCACGGGUUUUGGAAAACUUGUUGAAUCGGUACUGCAGCCAAGUUUCUGGCAAUACAUGAAUUCACAGAGGUUCACCCAGCUGCGCGUGCAGUGCGGCCCCGACCUUGCCUGGGCGAGCAAACAACUUGCCGAUCGCAAAGUUAAUAUUCCAUCGGGUCUAUGUAUCGACCUAUUUGCCUCCAAAAAAAAUCUCAUGAAGGAGGAAAUGUCUUUAUGCAAGGACGCUGAUGGCAAGAGACAACUUGGCCUCGUGAUAUCCCACGCUGGUACUGGAACAAUUCUUGAUGCCUGGAAGAUGGGAUUGCCUCUUAUCGUGGUACCAAAUAUACAGCUUUUGAACGAUCACCAGACUGAGAUGGCCAAACAUCUCUCCAAGGAGGGAUAUGCAAUCAUGAGCUCUGGAAGUGCCGAGGAUCUUGAAGAAGCUAUCCAUAAGGUGGGACUCCUCUGGGAGGAGAACAAGACUCGUUGGCCUCCUCACAUUAUCCCCUCCCAACAGCCCAAGAGGCUUCGCUUGUGGGAUCUCGCCCCCGAAGAGGUCGCCAAAGAACAGAACGCCACGAUGGUGCAUGAUUAGGGCUUUGACACCGUCAAGCGCACGGUGGGCCUCUGAUCGGACAGUGGAUCACUUGGGAGGAGAUGUAUUUACGUUACGAUUUGGAAGGCAUAUGUUUGGUGUUUAGGCGUAUCUAUUCGCGCACAACUUGUCAAAAGGUGCAUCUACCUCAUGUAUACUCUGUUUUCCGUGCCGCCCGGGUAGGAAAACACUCGCCAGGUACAGAAUAUAUCUUGCUCAAGGCAAAUUCUGAACCUUCCAGAUCUUCACAUUGGCAUCCCCUCCAGCACUAGCAACUCUGCCACCUUCGACCCAGGCAACCCCGUUGACGCCGUCCUUGUGAGCGUUAGCAGCCUUGAUUCGCUUACCCUGGUUCCUCUUUUCAAGACACCAGAUAAAGACGUUGGUAUCAAGACUACCACUAGCAGCGUAGGCACCCGUGUCGUCCCAGGCAAUAGAUGUUACUCGGGCAGUGUGAGCUGACCAGCGGUCUGCGACCAAUUCCCAGCUACCAGCGCUGUAAACAUAGAUCUUUCCGACACUGUUUCCAGCGGCUAGAUGCGAGCCAUCCUUGGAAAAAGCAAGCGCAGAGAUAGUGCCAGUUGGGUUACUCAGCGACUUGACUUCCUCGAGCUUACCAUUAGAACUAGCGUUGUAAAUGCGGACGGAAUUUUCGUUGGCUCCGAUAGCAACGAACGAUCCGGAUGCCGCAAUAGCACCAGGGGUAAAAUCAAAAGACUGCUCGCUGACCAGCUUUUCGCCAGAGUACACGGAGACACCGGAAUAAGUCGCGACAUAGACAAGCCCGUUCGCCGCACUUACACCUUUAGGUUGUGCUUGUAGCUUGAUGGAAGUGCCCAAGAAGGUCUUGGCCGACUCGUCAACAAUUCUGAGAGUAUCAUCCCAACCAGCACUGAGUACCUUGCCAUCGGCAGUGGCAAACUGAGAGACCUGGUUUGUAUGUGCUUGGCCAUCGACAACCGUAGCAAUCCCUGAAUUAACGUCCCAGUGACAUACCCGGCCGUCAAAGCUGCCAGACCAGAGGUCAGCACCCUUACCGUCAGAUCCAGUUGACAAAGCGGUUAUGCUCUUUCCGUGACCAUAUACAACGCGGGCAAGUUCCGGCUUGCCCUCAGUCAAGUACGCAAGGUUGCCUGCAAGGCUGAGGCUAAUGAUGAGGCCGUCGCUGCGGCCAGGAACAAAUACAACACCGACUUGCUGAUCACCCACGCUGACAUGCUCUCCAAACUUCCAGGUUUGGACGACGGUGCCCGCAUCGACAUCCCAAAGCUUUACAGUUUGAUCAGCACUAGCGGUGACGAACUUCUUGCCAUCUGGCGACCAUGACACGGCAAAGAUACUUCCCGAGUGCUCACCCUGCCCAAUCUCUUUGGUGGGCUCACCCGUCUUCCCAUCGUAGAGCUGUAUCCUCUUGUCGGCACCAACUGUAACCAAAGAGCUUCCAUCAGGAGAAUAAGCAGCGCCCAGAACAAAACCAGUAUGUUGAGCGCUCUUGUUGUUGAACUUAUAUGGGGCUCCAUGAUAGAAGACCAUGUUACCAUCGUCGCCAACCGUAGCCGCACGGAAAGGGCGUUGAGGUUUCAUUGCGACGGCAUUGACGGACUUGGAGUGGCCGAUGAUCUCACCAACCGAGUUCCCGCUAUCAGCUGUAAUGCAGCGACCGAAUUGCUCGCGGCCAUCGCCAACAGCAAUAACACGUUGCGACUCGCCGUCCCAGGCAAUAUCGUUCAGACGACCAGAGAUGAUUCCGUACUCGCCCCUGGUGCUCUCGAUAGACUCAGGCUCCCACACCUUCAGCAUUCCGCUUGAGUCACCGCUGGCGACCUUGAAGCCAUUAGGAGCAAAUCGAGCAACGGUUGUAGGGGCGGUGUGGCCGGUGUAUUCCUUUGCGUCCGAAGGGUUGUCGAUGGAGCGAACAAAUAUGGAUUUUCCGCACUACAUGGGUCAGAGACAUCAUCUACAGACUGUAGUCUUCUGGCAGAGGGCAAAUCAUACAGGAUAAGCUAUCCGUUGACCCUUGGAGUCGGCCGAGAUCUGAGUUGGCUGACCACGGUUUGUAACUGGGACUGCCGCAAGGAUGCGGUCGAGAGUGAUGGAUGGAGACGCCAUGACAGAGGCAGCAGCUGUUAUGAGGUAUAAUUGUGCAGAAGAUGUACCCGUAUAAAGCCUUAAAAGUCAAAAUACCGUCAGCUUCUGAUGCGAAGUUCUUGUAAACGUGGG